Messenger RNA from Vanessa atalanta (red admiral), 2344 nucleotides. RefSeq names its product serine protease snake-like. Gene Ontology annotation, molecular function: serine-type endopeptidase activity. Bases 104 to 1438 code for a protein of 444 amino acids. Gene Ontology annotation, biological process: proteolysis. Lineage: Eukaryota; Metazoa; Arthropoda; Insecta; Lepidoptera; Nymphalidae. The record is from RefSeq and is a predicted model, not a curated record. The transcript is spliced from 11 exons.
ACAAUCAAUCGUGUUUUCCGUGGAUAAAGCCGCAUUUUUAGAAGUUAUCAAAUAUUUUCAAACCUUGAAAUUUCAUACCGUUUUUUUGUGGAAAAAGAGGCUCAUGAUGAGCCAAAAUAAUGCUGCAAGACCAGAGGCUUUGCCGAACCUUUCAUUGGUUGAAGAAAUAUCAAACUUCGUAAAGAGAUACCGUAGGGUCAUUUUACAAGCGCUCUGUGUAUCAGCAUUUACAACUGCGGCAUUUUUGUGCUACUAUUAUCGACCGACUGACUUGUGUUUCGGAAAGGAUGGAAAACAGGGGACUUGUAUGGACAUAUUUAAGUGUCCAUUUGCUUUCAACGAGAUAAAGGAAGGAAAGAAGCCAGUGUUUUGUGAUAAACUAAAAACGAAAGUUUGCUGUGUGGAGGACAAUAUACCCACACUAGACGCGAAAGAUCUAAGGCAUCAUGUAGAAGAAACGACGACGACAACAGACGAUUUUGGGACCCCGAGCGUCCGUAGGUUUCCAACAACCGAUGAUCGCUGCGAGCCAUUGACGAACUAUUCAAUGGCCGCUCCCUACAGGAUAUCGUUCCAGAAAUGUCUGCAGUACCAGGAAUUGUUGGUAUUUCCGUGCGAAGUGGAAAGCAUGUCAUUCAUGUUGGAGGAAGAAAAGAUGGCACGGCUGAACUACUGUAAUUGGAAACCGGAGACUAUGAUCGAUGACAAUGCUAAAACUGAUGCAUAUUAUGGAGAGUUUCCUCAUAUGGCGCUGCUUGGUUACGAUUCGCCAGACAACGAAUGGCAAUGCAGUGGUUCCAUAAUCAGCGACAGAUUCAUACUGACCGCCGCUCACUGCACGUUCAGCCGCAACGGCGGUAACGUUACGAAAGUACGCAUCGGCUUCUUGAAGAUAUCUCAGACGAUUCAGCGAGAUGAGUUGUACUAUGUGUCAGAGGUACACAAACAUCCGCAUUACAAGUCGCCGAAUAUGUACCACGACAUUGCACUCCUGAAGACGAACAGCACGAUGACCCUCAAUAGAUACAGGGUACCAGCAUGCUUAGACGACGGCUCUCUGUUCAAACGUGACACGGUGACCGUCACUGGAUGGGGCCAGGCCAUCGCAAAUAAAUAUCCACUACAAAAGAUAAAAGUUGAUAAGUUUACUGCUGAUGAAUGCGAAAAGUUAUACAGUUCAAAUAAGGCGCGGCUAAUGCCUCGCGGGUACGACAGCAGAACGCAGAUAUGUUACGGAGACAGGUCCACCGGCAAACGUUCAACCAGAGGCGACAGCGGAGGUCCAGCUCAGAUAAGUCAUCCUUAUGUAGAGUGCAUGUAUUUAGUGACUGCUAUCGUGAGCAGUGGCAAAGAAUUAGACGAUUACCCAGAUAUUUAUACGCUAAUCGCUCCAUAUCUAACCUGGAUAGAAUCUGUAGUCUGGGGUGAAAACUUUUAGGUGUAUGAUAACCGUGCCGGUAUGGAGCCUGUCAAUUCUAGACGCAAACUGACCGAAUUCGACACAGAGCGGUUCGAAUUAUCGCCGAAAUAUAUCCUUCAACUAUUGAAAUUAACAAAAUAAAACAUUCAAAUAUUAUUAUUGUUACGUCAAUGAAAGGCCGAGAUCCAAAGCAGACUGUUUUAUUCAAAUAAUAUUCCAUCUACCUUACAUUACACAUAUCGUACACAACAUCUCCCUUCUUAUUAUUAUUAACUAUACUUAUUAAGCUAAUACACCAAGAUGGUAUUGUAAUACAAAUUAUAAACGCAAAUGACUCAUUCAAAACUACUUAACUUAUAAACAACGAUAUAUAAUAACAUAUAUAUAUUAUCUCACACGUUUUUCCUAAUUUUUUGCAAACAUUGUACAGCGGCCUGCCGCCGGACAUUACCUACCGGCGCAACCGGAGACGUUUGGUCCGUAGAUGAGCUCGGGCUCUUUUCUGGAGACGAACGAUUGGCCAACUCUUCCUUUCCCCUCGGCUCUCUAGCCUCACUUAUCUUCUGCUCACUAUCUUCUGCUUCUACACUCAGUCUUUACGUCAAUUUUUGUGAGGGAGAAGCGUGAAACACGAUUUUUAUCGCACAUUAUCUGAUUCUGAUCCGCCUGCUGAGCAACGCCACCGACGGUUCCCGCCCGGUCGUACUGUGUUCGGUUUUCCGGUACGAGAAUAAAAAUCUACUUAAAGCAGUAUCCUCGUCCUCGUUUUCUAAAGAAGCCUUUCUUAAAGCCCUUUUUACCGAGCGCACUGCAUUUUCAGCUGCUGCAUUGCUAGCGGGAUGGUACGGAGCCGUAAGCGUAUGCCCUAUUCCAUUUCGUUGGAAAUACGUUGCGACCUCCGCUGACGUGAAAGGCGGGCCGUUA